GUGUUCUCUAAGCUGCAUCAUCCUCAGUAACAUCUACUCGAACAUUAACAGAAAACCGACGCUCUAUAGCUAAGGAUGAAGACGGCCAUGCUCACCCUCCUCUUUGUUGUCAGCAUUGUCUAUGCUGAUGAAACGGCUCCAGAUUCCGGUGAUGACGUUGACCCUGUGACGUGUCAGGACGAACUUGACAGUAUUGAGGCUGAGAUAGCGGAAAUUAUAGAACAGACAGGCUCUCAUCCUAUCGGUGCCAUCAAACCACAAUGCCUGAAGGACGGUACCUACACCCCUCGUCAGUGUCUCGGAUCUGUUUGUAACUGUGUAGCAGCCGACGGCUCCAAGCUGACGGAUGACUUCGGCAUCGGUGAAGCCGUCAAUACUGAUUGCUCUUGCGCGCGAGAAAAGCAGGAGUAUAAGUUGUCGGGUAAGAUCGGCAAGUCAUUCAAAUGCACCGACAUCGGCAGUUACGCUCCAGUCCAGUGUACCGGAAGUGUGUGUUACUGCUCUGACAUCAAGGGUCAACAACUGGGACAGGAAACAGUCAACAUCGGGUUCAUUGACACUCUGAAAUGUUAAAAGUUGAAUAAAAAUCUUUCUGUAUUACAAGAUGUUUUCUUUGAA
Molecule: messenger RNA, 618 nt
Organism: Mizuhopecten yessoensis (Yesso scallop)
Lineage: Eukaryota; Metazoa; Mollusca; Bivalvia; Pectinida; Pectinidae
Product: equistatin-like
Exons: 4
Coding region: 76-573 (165 amino acids)
Biological process (GO): cell-matrix adhesion
Cellular component (GO): basement membrane
Source: RefSeq, a predicted model, not a curated record